CCCUCCUUCAGAAUUGGCGGGAACAUCAACUAAAUACUAUCAGUACCACUGUAACAAUAACACAAACAUCAAUACAUUAUACAGCAUUCGCAAUUACAACAUCUAGGGUUUUCAAUUUCACCCCCAAUUCAAUUUCACUGAGGAGAGAGAAAAAGUUGAGCGACGAAAAUGGAGAAAUCGAAACGAAGAGCGACGAGUAACAGAGGAAUGGAGGAGAACACUUUAGCUAUUCUUGAAUCUUUCUGUUCUCUUGAUUCUUCUCAUGUUCAUGAUGAUCGCUUGGCUUUUCUUGAGGCUGUUCGUUUUGCUUCAAUUGUUCCAGAAAAUGGAACUCCUCCUACCAACAAAAUGAUGAAGGCGAUAUUCGAGAUUAUGAGGGAGACCAAGUCUUUGGAACUUAUAGUAGCUAGUUAUCAGCUCCUUUGUGAAUUAGAGAAGCACUUUCCACGGGUUUGUUUAUCCGAUGGAGAUGAUAAGCAAGGAAAUCCUGACAAACGUACUGAGUUAGUUGUUUAUGAAGAGGCUUGGUCGCCGAUUGCUAUUGGUUCAGAUGUUGCCUUGAGUGACAAGCAUGCAGCAAAGAAGAGAUCUAAGGAACCGAUUGAUGCUGCUGGUUUUCAGCUUCUAUUAGAGAGUCUCAGUAAAGUGGCUAAUGAACCAGAAUCGUCAGACACAAAGUUAGAGCUCCUUGCUAAAAUGUAUCUGUUUCAAUACUUAGUUUAUAUUCUUGAAGCAGACUUUUUACCUCGUAACCACCACUUUCGAGAGAAUUCGAAUUGGAUUUGUGUUAGAGAUUCGUUGCUUAAUAAGCUUCUGGGGUCGAGGCAAAUAACUUACAAGGACUUGGUUUAUGAUAGUAUCUUUGUUCUGUGUGAUCUGUUCCUUGGGAAUGCUUCAGUAAAUCGUGAUACUGGUUUAACUGCAAAAAGCGCUUCAAUGGUGAUGUAUAACAAUAGCGAUUCAGCUUUAGGUCUUUGUUUACCAGAAGCAGAGAAGUGUACAUGUAAAGCUGUGAAAAAACUUAUAAUAUUGAUGACGGAGCUUGACCUGUCACGGAAGAAGGCAGAUAUGCAAAGCCUCACUACGAGAGCAGAUGGUGCAAGAGUCCCUGUGGUUGAGUUGAUAAUUGAUGAGCUCUCUUAUGACAAAGACAUAAUUACCCCGUUUCUUCAGGCUUUAGAUGAACCUAGAUUGAAGCUGGAAAUUGUUUCACAAUACAUCCAGAAAUACAAUGUCAAACCUUCUACUCGCAAGAGGAAGUCAGAAGGCUCACAAGAUGAUGCAACAAAUAUUGGAUUUUUCAAGUGCUUUGUGAAUAGCACCAGUACGAAAGGCAUUGUUAAGAAAGUUGGUGCUGAAGCAGUUCAAGUACUGUUAGCACAUGCUCUUCAGGCUUGCAUGUCAAUUUCCAAGGAGCAACUUCUUGAAGAGUUCUUUGAUUCAAAAGGGAUUGGAAGCAGUCCAUUAGCAAGCAUUUGCAAGAAUAUAAUUUCUGCCUUCACCAGGCUCAAGGAAACAGAUGAAUAUUGCCUAUUGGUAAGGAAGCAUUAUUUACAGCAGCAACUGUGCUGUCUACAAGGUCAUAGGCGUUUUCAAAUCCUUCUGGAGCUUUCCUUUUGUACAUAGUGUAAAGGAUAUGCUUCUUCUUGGCGAUGAAAGGAAAGAUUAUGAAGUAGAUCAACACUAAUACUUCUGUCCGCCAGACUAGACUGCAGUUGAUGUAAAUUAUAUAUCAACCAUCUUUUGGAAAAUACAUCUAAAUAUGAUGCAAGUUAAGCUAGCUGAGGAAGCUACAUGAAAAGUGCUCUCAAUUCUAGACAGUAAUUAGAUGGCACUUAAGUUUGGCAUUGGAUUUGUUGAUCAUACUGUACAUAUUGGACUAACCAUUAGCUUUCUUUGCCCAGCAAUACUAAGAAUGGUAGGACAUAUUACUAAGAUAUGCAACAUUUUGGAUACUAUGUACUAAUAUAAUGUCAAUCAAGUGCUAUUUUAGUGAUCACAACCUA
This is a messenger RNA of Beta vulgaris subsp. vulgaris (sugar beet), 2006 nucleotides long. RefSeq lists its product as hypothetical. The record is from RefSeq and is a predicted model, not a curated record. Gene Ontology annotation, biological process: negative regulation of systemic acquired resistance; negative regulation of DNA-templated transcription; DNA damage response. Gene Ontology annotation, cellular component: nucleus; Smc5-Smc6 complex. The transcript has 16 exons. Gene Ontology annotation, molecular function: transcription cis-regulatory region binding. The coding region runs from base 169 to 1626 and encodes 485 amino acids. NCBI's taxonomy places the organism in Eukaryota, Viridiplantae, Streptophyta, Magnoliopsida, Caryophyllales, Amaranthaceae.